AUGGGGGAACAUUCGGGAAAACACAUACAUUUCCAGGACGGCGAUUGCGCCUCAGAUGGAAGCUCGGACGAUGGAGGCAAGGCAGUAGAGCUAGAGAAUCGCGCGACUGAUAAUGUCGCCCUCUUGCAGGUCGUCUUCGAUCCAGGAAACCCCUAUCGUCGCAAGAGCUCAAUGGUCGCUUCAGAGAUCAAAGCGCCUGUUAUGCGACACCCUGAACGUCGCGGCGAGUGUCUUGUCCACCAAUUCCUCGACAGUCAGCGACGUGCGAAAGAUGCUGCCAGUUCAGCCAGCGAGGCCGACUCGGAGCACUCCCUGGGACGGAACUCCAACUCGUAUAUCAGCAACAACCCGGAUACUAGUCAUGCUACCUUCCACAAGGCCUUGAACGGCAGCCAUAGCCAGGUCGAAACCGUUCGCGACGAGAGCCUUGACACGAUCGUCGACCCAAAACACCAGAAGAAGUGCCGCGCUGUCGUGGAGCCUGGUAGUAUGGAUCACUCUGGCCAGAGCGACCAGCAAGCUUGGACACAGCAGAUGACAAACAGCAUGUCUGAUAUUGAUCUUACGCGAUACCAGGACGAUGUGCGAAGUCGUCUACUGACCAAGCAGCAGCUCAGUGAUAUGGCAUGGGGUGUACGAGAAUUGAGUCGCCGGCUGAGCAGCAUGCGCCUUCGGUUCAAGGUCAAGAGUAUAUUCAUCCUGACAAAGAUCUACGACCAAGACUUGAUCCCCAAAACGCGGGAACUUGUCAAAUGGUUACUGCAGCAUAGCCACGAGGUUGCUUAUACCGUCUAUGUUCAGGAUAAACUGAGGAGUAACAAGAAGUUCGACGUCAAUGGAAUCAUUGAUGAGGUGAGCAAAGGAUACGCCGAGGCGGGCAAGGUGGACGAACAGGCGGUCAGAGAAACACUCACCAAACGAUUACGGUACUGGGAUGAGAAUAUGUGCCGAACAAGACCUCAUACCUUUGACUUUGUCAUCUCGCUCGGCGGUGAUGGCACAGUACUGUACGCCAGCUGGCUAUUCCAGCGCAUCGUACCACCUGUGUUGAGUUUCGCACUAGGAAGUUUGGGCUUUCUUACCAAGUUCGACUUUGAGGACUAUCAGCAGACUCUCACAACUGCCUUCACAAAGGGCGUCACAGUCAGUCUAAGACUACGGUUCGAGGGCACCGUGAUGAGGAGUCAGCCGCGCAAGAAAUCUCAGCUCGACAAGAGCUCCGAGGAUGACGACGAGAUGUCGCGAGACCUGGUGGAGGAGCUUAUUGGCGAGGAGAGGGAGGACGAGCACACGCAUCGACCGGAUGGGACGUUUGAGAUUCUGAACGAGGUCGUUGUGGACAGAGGACCAAACCCAAGUAAGAACUCCAGAGCGCAUGUUACCCUUGCAGGAGAUGUCCUAACAUGUAUUCUAGCCAUGUCAACUACCGAGAUCUUUGGAGACGACGAGCACUUCACCUCAGUGCUGGCUGAUGGUAUCUGCGUGUCGACGCCCACCGGCUCAACAGCGUACAACCUCGCCGCCGGAGGUUCCCUGUGUCACCCUGAGAACCCCGUGAUGCUGGUCACGUCCAUAUGCGCGCACACGCUAUCCUUCCGACCGAUCAUCCUGCCCGACACCAUCGUGCUCCGAGUCGGGGUGCCGUACAGCGCACGAACGGCGUCAUGGGCGAGCUUCGAUGGCAGAGAGCGCGUCGAGCUGAAGCCAGGAGACUACGUAACCAUCAGUGCGAGCAGGUUCCCGUUCGCUUCGGUACAAGCCGAAGGGCGCAGAAGCGAAGAUUGGGUGAACAGCAUCAGCGGGAAGCUGGGAUGGAAUACAAGACAGAAGCAGAAGAGCUAUAAAGAGUGGGAGAAAUGA
Molecule: messenger RNA, 1860 nt
Organism: Fusarium sp. VM40
Lineage: Eukaryota; Fungi; Ascomycota; Sordariomycetes; Hypocreales; Nectriaceae
Source: the annotation of a GenBank genome assembly